Messenger RNA from Lacerta agilis (Sand lizard), 13348 nucleotides. It is a transcript of the gene KALRN, whose product is annotated as kalirin RhoGEF kinase. The coding region runs from base 57 to 9116 and encodes 3019 amino acids. Lineage: Eukaryota; Metazoa; Chordata; Lepidosauria; Squamata; Lacertidae. The transcript is spliced from 60 exons. Gene Ontology annotation, molecular function: guanyl-nucleotide exchange factor activity; protein binding; ATP binding. The record is from RefSeq and is a predicted model, not a curated record. Gene Ontology annotation, cellular component: cytoplasm; postsynaptic density. Gene Ontology annotation, biological process: intracellular signal transduction; protein phosphorylation; axon guidance.
GCUGCUGCCGUGACUGCUGCUGCUGAGCCCCCUGCUUCUCCUUCCCGAGCCCAGCCAUGAACCCCGCCGAGGGGGCAGCGGAGGAAGGGGCAGUUCCUGAUUCCGAGGUGGAUGCCUUUUUCCGAACAGCCAGGGAAGAGAGCAGCAAGCCCCAAAGGCGAGAGAGCAGAAGAAGCUGCAGCAGAAGCCCUGCCGAGCCCAGACUGCCACAACUGGUAGAGGUCUCCCAUACCAGAAGCCAAGGCAAACAACUGGGGGAAGCAACUUCCAGAGAGGUAUUCCAAACAGGGAAGACUACAAAACCUGAACAUCUUUCCAGUUGGCACCCUCGGGUGAGGCCUGAAAAUCCAAAACAAGGAUCUUUCCGAAAUGAUGGUUUAAAAGCUGCUGAUGUCCUUCCCAUACUAAAGGAAAAAGUUGCCUUUGUGUCAGGUGGCCGUGAUAAACGGGGAGGUCCCAUCCUGACAUUUCCAGCACGCAGCAAUCACGACAGAAUAAGGCAGGAAGACCUUCGGAAACUUGUGACUUACUUGGCUAGCGUGCCAAGUGAAGAUGUCUGCAAACGAGGGUUUACUGUCAUCAUUGAUAUGAGGGGGUCUAAGUGGGACCUGAUCAAGCCCCUAUUGAAGACUCUUCAGGAGGCCUUCCCUGCAGAAAUUCAUGUUGCCCUGAUAAUCAAGCCUGAUAACUUCUGGCAGAAGCAGAAGACAAAUUUUGGAAGUUCUAAAUUUAUCUUUGAGACAAGCAUGGUCUCUGUUGAAGGCCUAGCAAAACUGGUGGAUCCCUCUCAACUAACAGAAGAAUUUGAAGGAUCCUUGGAUUACAAUCAUGAUGAAUGGAUAGAGUUGAGAGUUUCAUUGGAAGAGUUUUUCAACAGUGCCAUCCAUUUGUUAUCCAGGCUAGAGGACCUUCAGGAAAUGUUGGCUAGGAAGGAAUUUCCAGUGGAUGUGGAGGGCUCAAGAAGACUGAUAGAUGAACACACACAGCUCAAGAAGAAAGUAAUUAAAGCUCCAGUAGAAGAAUUAGAUCGUGAGGGUCAGAGGUUAUUACAAUGCAUACGGUGCAGUGAUGGUUUUUCUGGUAGGAACUGCAUUCCUGGCAGUGCAGAUUUCCAAAGUCUUGUGCCAAAGAUCACCAGCCUUUUGGACAAGCUGCAUUCAACUCGGCAACACUUGCAUCAGAUGUGGCAUGUCCGGAAACUGAAACUGGACCAGUGUUUUCAACUUCGACUUUUUGAGCAAGAUGCAGAAAAGAUGUUUGAUUGGAUCAGUCACAACAAAGAGUUGUUCCUGCAAAGUCACACUGAAAUUGGAGUGAACUACCAACAUGCCCUGGAUUUACAGACACAGCAUAAUCAUUUUGCUAUGAAUUCUAUGAAUGCCUAUGUGAAUAUAAAUCGCAUCAUGUCGGUUGCAUCCAGGCUUUCAGAGGCUGGCCAUUAUGCAUCUCAACAAAUUAAACAAAUUUCUACCCAGCUAGAUCAAGAAUGGAAGAGCUUUGCUGCAGCACUGGAUGAGCGCAGCACCAUACUAGCAAUGUCUGCUGUGUUUCAUCAGAAGGCUGAACAGUUCCUUUCUGGUGUAGAUGCCUGGUGCAAAAUGUGCAGUGAAGGGGGCCUCCCCUCUGAAAUGCAAGACCUUGAACUGGCCAUCCAUCAUCAUCAGUCCCUUUAUGAACAGGUCACCCAAGCCUACACAGAGGUAAGCCAGGAUGGAAAGGCUUUGCUGGAUGUCUUGCAGCGUCCCUUGAGUCCGGGGAAUUCGGAAUCUCUUACUGCCACAGCUAAUUAUUCCAAGGCUGUUCACCAAGUUUUGGAUGUGGUCCAUGAGGUCUUGCAUCACCAACGGCGCUUGGAGAGCAUCUGGCAGCACAGGAAGGUCCGGUUACAUCAGAGGCUUCAACUUUGUGUUUUCCAGCAAGAUGUUCAGCAGGUAUUGGACUGGAUUGAAAACCAUGGGGAAGCCUUCCUUAGUAAACACACUGGAGUGGGAAAAUCCCUUCAUCGGGCACGAGCUCUUCAGAAAAGACAUGACGAUUUUGAAGAAGUAGCACAGAAUACCUAUACUAAUGCAGACAAGCUACUGGAAGCAGCAGAGCAGUUGGCUCAAACUGGAGAGUGUGACCCUGAAGAGAUCUACAAGGCAGCACGGCAUCUGGAAGUGCGGAUUCAGGACUUUGUCAGAAGAGUGGAGCAGAGGAAGCUUCUUUUGGACAUGUCUGUAUCCUUCCACACUCAUACCAAAGAGCUGUGGACAUGGAUGGAAGACCUGCAGAAGGAGCUCUUGGAAGAUGUUUGUGCUGACUCAGUGGAUGCUGUUCAAGAACUCAUUAAGCAGUUCCAGCAGCAGCAAACAGCUACCCUCGAUGCAACCCUCAAUGUAAUCAAAGAAGGUGAAGAUCUAAUCCAGCAGCUCAGGGAUUCAGCAGUCUCUAACAAUAAAACGCCACACAAUAGUUCCAUCAGCCACAUUGAAUCUGUCCUCCAGCAGCUUGAUGAAGCCCAAGUACAGAUGGAAGAGCUCUUUCAUGAGAGAAAGAUUAAGCUAGACAUUUUCCUUCAGCUCCGAAUUUUUGAACAGUACACCAUUGAGGUAACAGCUGAGUUAGAUGCCUGGAAUGAGGACUUGCUAAGGCAAAUGAAUGAUUUCAAUACUGAGGACCUGACCCUGGCAGAGCAGCGCCUGCAGAGACACACAGAGCGGAAGCUGGCUAUGAACAACAUGACCUUUGAGGUCAUCCAGCAAGGGCAAGAUUUGCACCAGUACAUCAUGGAAGUCCAAGCUUCAGGCAUUGAAUUGAUCUGUGAAAAAGACAUUGAUCUAGCAACACAAGUGCAAGAACUGCUGGAAUUUCUUCAUGAGAAGCAACAUGAGCUGGAGCUCAAUGCUGAUCAGACACACAAGCGGCUGGAGCAGUGCCUUCAGCUCCGACACUUGCAGGCAGAGGUCAAGCAGGUCCUUGGCUGGAUCCGGAAUGGGGAAUCAAUGCUCAAUGCCAGCCUUGUCAAUGCAAGUUCACUGUCAGAAGCUGAGCAGCUCCAGAGAGAGCACGAGCAGUUCCAGCUGGCCAUAGAGUCCCUCUUUCAUGCCACUUCCUUGCAGAAGACACACCAGAGUGCCCUCCAGGUGCAGCAGAAGGCGGAGGUAUUGCUGCAGGCUGGGCACUACGAUGCUGAUGCCAUAAGGGAAUGCGCAGAAAAGGUGGCACUGCACUGGCAGCAACUAAUGUUGAAGAUGGAAGACAGGCUGAAACUGGUUAAUGCAUCUGUCGCUUUUUAUAAAACCUCAGAGCAGGUUUGCAGUGUGCUAGAGAGUUUGGAACAGGAAUAUCGAAGAGAUGAAGACUGGUGUGGAGGUCGGGAUAAACUUGGACCAGCAUCUGAAAUAGACCAUGUCAUCCCCUUAAUCAGCAAACAUCUGGAACAAAAAGAAGCCUUUCUCAAGGCCUGCACACUAGCACGAAGGAAUGCAGAAGUGUUUCUCAAGUACAUUCACCGAAACAACGUCAGCAUGCCAGGGGGAGUGAGCCAUACGAGGGGACCUGAGCAACAAGUCAAAGCCAUUCUGAGUGAGCUGCUACAGAGAGAGAACAGAGUUCUUCACUUCUGGACCUUGAAGAAACGGCGAUUAGAUCAGUGCCAGCAGUAUGUGGUCUUUGAGCGUAGUGCUAAGCAGGCCUUAGACUGGAUUCAGGAAACAGGAGAGUAUUAUCUUUCUACUCACAACUCUACGGGGGAAUCAGCAGAAGAAACUCAGGAACUUCUGAAAGAAUAUGGAGAAUUCAAAGUACCUGCCAAGCAAACCAAGGAGAAAGUGAAGCUUCUCAUUCAGCUGGCUGAUAGCUUUGUAGAGAAAGGGCAUACUCAUGCCACUGAAAUUAGGAAAUGGGUUACCACCGUCGACAAACGCUAUCGGGACUUUUCACUGAGGAUGGGGAAAUACCGCUACUCUUUGGAUAAAGCUCUUGGAAUCAAUACAGAGGAUAACAAGGACCUGGAAUUAGACAUCAUUCCAGCCAGUCUGUCAGAUCGCGAGGUGAAGCUGCGUGAUGCCAAUCACGAAGCUAAUGAAGAAAAAAGGAAGUCAGCCAGAAAGAAAGAAUUCAUCAUGGCUGAACUGCUUCAGACUGAGAAGGCCUAUGUCAGGGAUUUACAUGAAUGUUUAGAGACCUAUCUUUGGGAAAUGACAAGUGGAGUAGAGGAGAUACCCCCAGGGAUUCUUAACAAAGAGCACAUAAUUUUUGGCAACAUCCAGGAGAUUUAUGACUUUCAUAAUAACAUUUUUCUGAAAGAACUGGAAAAAUAUGAACAACUCCCUGAAGAUGUGGGUCAUUGCUUUGUCACCUGGGCAGAUAAAUUUCAGAUGUAUGUUACAUACUGUAAAAACAAGCCUGACUCCAGCCAGCUAAUCCUAGAACAUGCAGGAACAUUCUUCGACGAAAUUCAGCAGAGGCAUGGUCUGGCCAAUUCCAUUUCCUCAUACUUAAUCAAACCUGUCCAGAGGAUUACCAAAUAUCAGCUUUUAUUGAAGGAGCUUUUAACAUGCUGUGAAGAAGGGAAGGGAGAACUCAAGGAUGGUUUGGAAGUGAUGCUCAGUGUUCCUAAGAAAGCCAAUGAUGCCAUGCAUGUUAGCAUGUUGGAAGGAUUUGAUGAAAAUCUGGAUGUUCAGGGAGAACUGAUCCUUCAAGAUUCCUUUCAAGUGUGGGACCCCAAAUCUCUCAUCCGGAAGGGUCGUGAGAGACAUUUGUUUCUCUUUGAAAUUUCUCUUGUUUUCAGCAAAGAGAUCAAAGAUUCUGCAGGGCACACUAAAUACGUUUACAAGAACAAAUUACUGACCUCAGAACUGGGAGUGACAGAGCAUGUGGAAGGAGAUCCCUGCAAAUUUGCCUUGUGGUCUGGACGGACUCCCUCCUCAGAUAACAAAACAGUGCUGAAAGCAUCCAAUAUUGAAACAAAACAAGAGUGGAUAAAAAAUAUUCGGGAAGUGAUUCAGGAAAGGAUGAUACACUUAAAGGGAGCCUUGAAAGAGCCAAUACAACUCCCCAAAACCCCAGCAAAGCAAAGAAACAACAGUAAGAGAGAGGGAGGAGAAGAUGCUGACAGCCAGGGAGAUGGGAGCAGUCAGCCAGACACAAUUUCGAUUGCAUCCAGAACUUCUCAAAAUACAGUGGACAGUGACAAGCUGUCUGGAGGAUGUGAACUAACUGUGGUACUACAAGACUUUAUAGCCAGCCAUAUUAGCGAGCUGAGUAUCCAGGUGGGACAAACGGUGGAGUUACUGGAAAGGCCAAGUGAAAGGCCCGGCUGGUGUUUGGUACGGACAACAGAGCGGAGUCCUCCUCAGGAAGGCCUGGUCCCCAGCAGUGCUCUCUGUAUCUCACAUUCCCGGAGCAGUGUGGAGAUGGACUGUUUCUUCCCUUCAGGAAAAGAUUCCUAUUCAGCAUCCUCUAAUGAAAAUGGAGGGAAAUCUGAAUCGGUGGCCAAUUUGCAGCCUCAUUCAUCCAUCAAUUCCAUCCAGAGCUCCCCUGGUCCAAAGCGCUCUACCAACACACUGAAGAAAUGGCUAACCAGCCCAGUACGCAGAUUAAAUAGUGGAAAGGCAGACAGUAACAUCAAGAAGCAGAAGAAAGUGCGCGAAGGAAGGAAAAGCUUUGACCUGGGAUCCCCCAAGCCUGGAGAUGAGACCACGCCUCAGGGAGACAGUGCGGAUGAGAAGAGCAAGAAAGGUUGGGGCGAAGAUGAGCCAGAUGAAGAAUCUCAUACACCACUCCCUCCUCCUAUGAAGAUUUUUGAUAAUGACCCCCCACAGGAUGACAUGUCAUUAGAAGGAGGCUCCUACCGGGGAAGCUUAAAGGAUUCCACUGGAUGCUUGAAUGAAAAUGUGACACCUUCAACUCCUCCUUCAAGAAACCUUGAAGAAGAACAAAAAGCCAAAGCUAUGAGAGGCAGGAUGUUUGUUUUAAAUGAACUUGUACAGACCGAGAAAGACUAUGUCAAAGACUUAGGAAUUGUGGUGGAGGGAUUCAUGAAAAGGAUAGAAGAAAAAGGUGUUCCUGAAGAUAUGAAAGGGAAAGACAAGAUUGUGUUUGGUAACAUUCACCAGAUCUAUGACUGGCACAAAGAUUUUUUCCUCGCUGAACUGGAAAAGUGCCUUCAAGAGCAUGACCGUUUAGCACAGCUCUUCAUCAAACAUGAGAGGCGAUUACACAUGUAUGUGGUGUACUGUCAAAACAAACCAAAAUCUGAAUAUAUAGUAGCGGAAUGUGGUGCAUAUUUUGAGGAGGUGCAACAAGAAAUAAACCAGCGGCUAACUCUCAGUGACUUCUUAAUAAAGCCCAUUCAAAGAAUAACCAAGUACCAGCUGCUACUCAAGGAUUUUCUAAAAUACAGUGAAAAAGCUGGGCUGGAAUGUUCAGAGACAGAGAAAGCUGUGGAGCUGAUGUGCCUUGUUCCUAAACGCUGCAAUGACAUGAUGAACCUGGGUCGUCUUCAGGGCUUUGAGGGCAAGCUGGCAGCCCAAGGGAAGUUGCUACAGCAGGAUACAUUCUAUGUAACAGAGCAGGAUUCUGGAGGUCUCUCUCGGCCAAAAGAACGCAGAGUUUUCCUCUUUGAGCAAAUUGUCAUCUUUAGUGAACUUCUGAGGAAAGGCUCUCUAACACCUGGGUACCUGUUUAAACGAAGCAUAAAGAUGACAUACCUAAUCCUUGAGGAUAAUGUGGACAAUGAUCCCUGCAAAUUCGCACUCAUGAGCCGGGAAACGUCAGAAAGGCUCAUUUUGCAGGCAGCCAAUCCUGAAAUCCAGCAAGCUUGGGUGGAGGAUAUCAGUCAAGUGCUGGACACACAGAGGGACUUCUUAAAUGCACUACAGUCUCCUAUAGAGUACCAGCGCAAAGAAAACAGCAGCUCUGCUGUAAUGAGACCCCAGACCAGCAGGGUACCUCAGCCCAUCACCAGACCCUAUUCCUCAGGUCCAGUAGGGUCGGAUAAACCUUUGAAGGCUACAAUGCGUAACCCAUCUCUUCCACCUCUGAAAAUAUCUACCUCCAAUGGCAGCACAGGGCAUGAGCAGCACCAGCCUGGGGACAAAUAUGAACUUAUCAAGAAUGACUUGGGUGGGUGCAAUGGGACCUCUUCUAUGGUGGUCAUCAAAGAUUACUAUGCACUGAAGGAGAAUGAAAUCUGUGUCAACCAGGGUGAGGUGGUCCAAGUACUUGCCAUUAACCAGCAGAACAUGUUCCUUGUGUACCAGCCUGCCAAUGACCAUUCACCAGCAGCAGAAGGAUGGAUCCCAGGGAAUAUAUUGGCUCCCCUCACUAAAUCAACUACAGAUAAUAGCGAUGGAGGCAUAAAGAAGUCAUGUUCAUGGCAUACCCUGCGCAUGAGAAAGCGGGCAGAAAAGGAAAGCAGUGGCAAAACUGAAGCCAAUGGCCUACGUAAACCCAAGGAUAUUCUGGGCAACAAAGUCUCUGUUAAAGAGACAAACAGUUCAGAGGAGUCAGAAUGUGAUGACCUUGAUCCCAACACUAGCAUGGAGAUCAUCAACCCAAACUUCAUCCAGGAAGUUGCUCCAGAGUUUCUCGUGCCCUUAGUGGACAUCACCUGUUUGCUUGGUGACACGGUAAUGUUGCAGUGCAAAGUCUGUGGGCGACCAAAGCCGACCAUAACCUGGAAAGGACCGGACCAGAACAUCCUUGACAAUGACAACAGCACAGCUGCAUAUGCAGUUUCCUCCUGCGAUUCAGGUGAAAUCACUCUGAAGAUCUGUAAUGUGAUGCCUCAAGACAGUGGUAUAUAUACUUGUGUGGCAACAAAUGAACUUGGAACAGCGUCCACUUCGGCUACAAUCAAAGUACAAGGUGUCCCUGCAGCCCCAAAUCGCCCUAUUGCUCAGGAAAGAAGCUGCACCUCGGUGAUUCUUCGCUGGCUGCCUCCAUCCAGUACAGGGAACUGCACCAUUUCAGGUUACACAGUGGAGUACAGAGAAGAAGGCUCACAGGUCUGGCAGCAGUCUGUUGCCUCCACCUUGGACACCUACCUCGUUAUUGAAGAUCUCACACCUGGAUGCCAAUAUCAGUUCCGAGUCAGCGCCAGCAACCCCUGGGGAAUCAGUUUGCCCAGCGAGGCCUCUGAGUUUGUGAAACUUCCAGAAUACGACUCUGCAGCAGAUGGAGCCACCGUGACCUGGAAAGAGAACUUUGAUUUCGCCUACACAGAACUGAAUGAGAUUGGAAGGGGUCGAUUUGCUGUUGUAAAGAAAUGUAUCCACAAAGCCACCAGGAAGGAUGUUGCAGUGAAGUUCAUCAAUAAAAAAAUGAAGAAGGAGGAACAGGCAGCACACGAGGCAGCCAUAUUGCAACAUUUGCAGCAUCCUCAGUAUAUCACUAUUCAUGACACCUAUGAGUCACCUUCCUCCUAUAUCUUAAUUUUAGAACUGAUGGAUGAUGGGCGUCUCUUGGACUACUUAAUGAACCAUGAUGAGUUGAUGGAGGAGAAAGUAGCUUUUUACAUAAGAGACACAAUGGAAGCCUUACAGUACCUUCACAACUGCCGAGUCGCUCAUUUGGAUAUAAAGCCAGAAAAUUUGCUCAUUGACUUGCGGAUCCCAGUGCCUCGUGUUAAGCUAAUAGACCUGGAAGAUGCUGUACAAAUCACUGGCCAUUACCAUGUUCAUCAUCUCCUUGGAAACCCUGAAUUUGCUGCUCCAGAAGUUAUCCAAGGUGCUCCUGUUUCACUGGGCACAGAUAUUUGGAGCCUGGGUGUGCUCACCUAUGUCAUGCUAAGUGGCGUGUCUCCCUUUCUGGAUGAAAGCAGGGAGGAGACUUGCAUCAAUGUGUGCAGAGUGGACUUCAGCUUUCCCAAUGAGUACUUCUGUGAUGUAAGCCAUGCUGCCAGAGACUUCAUCACUGUCAUCCUUCAGGAAGACUUCAGGAGGAGGCCAACAGCAGCCACUUGUCUGCAGCACCCUUGGCUGCAGUUUCACAAUGGCAGCUAUUCCAAAAUCCCACUGGAUACCUCACGCCUAUCCAGCUUCAUUGAACGCCGCAAACACCAGUUUGAUGUGCGGCCAAUUCCCAAUGUUAAGAGUUUCAUAAUGAGCAGGAUGAACCCAGGAAUAUAAUGCAAUACAAGUACUUUGAUUUGACACUGAAGCACCGUGGCGUGUGAAAAGAGAGAAGGUGGAAUCUCUCUCUUUAUGUCUGUGUAAAGUAUUCUAAUUGAUGUGAUGUCAAAGAAAGUGUACGUACUUUUCCAGCAUUUGCAUUAUCUUAACUGGUUAGAACUAGAGGCUUUCAGAUGUUGCGUAUGCAACUCCUCGCAUGGCUUGUCUUGCAAUGAUGAAGUCAUGUCAAAUACAGAUGAAUAUUUUAGAAAAAAUACAUCAUUUGAAAAUGGUAACCAAAACACCAUUGCCUUACUUUUGAAAGGCAGCCUUCUAAAAGACCUGGACACCCUUGCUGAUCUUAUUAAACUUUAACUCAUGUAUUUGAAAGGCAACGGAAAGUAAAGAAAUAAAACUAGGCUGACCCUUCACAGUCAGCAUUUCCUGAAAACAACAACAUUGGACUGGAUUCCGAGAUUUUGUAGAAAUAGUUGCUCCUCAAGUCCUAAUGAAGUUCUGUUCCACUAGGAGAAUUCCACUUGUCUUCAAUAAGAAUUAACCUGUGGCAGAAUUGUUUUUUUAUGGCCCUUGUGCUAUCAUAAUGUCAGCUUUGCCUGUAAAGUGACUUAGGUAUGCCGUAUUGGUCAGGAUCAUAGUAUACCUUUGUCAAAAGUCCUUUGGAUUCUCCAGCACUCACAUGUUCAAAGCUAACAUACUGUAAAGUAGCAGUGUGCUACGGCUGAGAUGGUAAAUUCACUGGAACAAAAAAUGUUUUGAUGAAGCACAAUGAGACAUUUUUUAAAACUAAAUUUUUAUAGCUCUUGUACAGACUUUUUUUGUGAAACCUGUGUGUUGAGAAAAGGCUAUGUUACAAUAAUUACUGUAUCUGUAAACUAGAUGUCAAAGACUUUUUCUAUUGCAGAAUGGUUGUUGAAUUCUCAUAUAGUCUGUAAAAUGAAAAGGAAUCUUAUUCCUUUUUCAGUUUUAAAAGUUGAUCAGUUGUGAAAUCAAUCCAAAGUUGGCCAAAGUGUGGUAAACAUAGUGGGUCCAUCCUUACAAUUAUUGCUUCAAAAUUAGACUUGAUGUGUGAGACUGGUAGUUUACUGCAUAUUUGUACACAUGCAUCUCUCUCCCUAGGUCCAGAAUUCUAACAUCUAUGCUAGCAUAUUUGUUCCAUCCCAAACUCUGGUGUUAAAUAACAAUUCAAGAAAGACUAUUAAUAUUAAAAGUCAUUGUAAUGGGCCAUUAUUGUGAACUAAACACGCCACUAACUUAAUAGCCCCUUAUAAAUCAUUAAAGUAUUUUCAAACUAAGAAGCUUUUGAAUAAUAGUUCCAAACUGCAGUUAUCUCAAAUUAAUAUUGUAAGAACUAGUCCAGCUUUUUACACCUAGAGCAAUUUAGUGCCAAGACAGUGACUAAUCAUUUAGAAAUCAAUCAGCAAUUCAUAGUUAACUUUUUCCUCUAUCCCACCAACUAAUCUUCUAUAAACCCUGCAAUGUGGCAAUGGACCUAGUAAUAAUCAAAGGCGUGGUGAGCUCGCUCAUUUUGCCUGUUCAGUUGGCAUCCAUUUGUUGAACACAAUAUACUAAUGGUUCUGGCACAUCUUUUAGUCACUUGUGUCCUAUGCAGCUGUCAGGAUUAGGCAACCUGGUAGCCAAGUGACAAGGGUUCUGUAGCCUCUCAGUGGCACCUGACAUAUUAUAUUAACCUGGAGUAUUUUACUGUUUUCUCCUUUCUCUUGCCCACAAACCCAAACAGAUCAAAUCAGGAGCUGUAAAUGUUCUUACUACAGUGAGAGUAAUAAGAAAGGUGGUGAACACACUGAUAUCUGGUGAACCAAGAAACAAGCCAACAAAUCAGUACAGAAAAGGAGAAAGGUACUUGACUUAGAUUUUAUGGCUAGAAAAUGUGGUUCAACAAAGCAGAGGGCCUUUCCAUAGGGAAAGAAGCUGAUGUCCUUUAACUUUUCAAUGAAGUGUUUUUUCUGCUAUUUUUUAACCAAGAGGUUUGUUAUACUAUGAACAUCAAUGCAGUGAUCAUCCAACCCACUGUUAUAAUAAGGAAUGUGGGGGAAAGGAUCAACUCUUGAGGUUCCUUUUAGUUGCUACAAUUUCCUCAAGGCACUGACAAUCAUCCAGAGGCGGAGCAUAUCGGCUCAGGUAUAAACAACAGCCAAGAUCCAGCCUGAGUUACCCAUGGCGGAAUCCCACUGUAAUCAAUGGAAGAUAUUAGUCACAACUAAGUAGUCCCAGUGACUUCAGUGUGACCUAGGCUAGCUACAAUUCUAUGCAUACUUAAUGAAAACUAGUUACGCUGAACACAGUGGGUACUUACUUCUGAGCAUGGGCAGCCCAAAACAUGUUGAUGUCAGAGGCAAAGGGACAAGAUGGUCUUUCCCCAUUCUAUGUACAAAGGCCAAGGAGACUUUAGCUCUGUUGAUGGGGCAGCAUCCUCCACUGCACCUGAGUUCCGUGAGCUAGUUCAGGGAUGCAUUACAGGCCAUGUGACACAAACAGCUCUAUCUGCUUCCAGGCUUUCAGCAUCUGCACAAGGCGGCUUCUUCAUGUUACAUGAUAACGAUUGAGCCAGCGCCGCUUCUGAAUAAACAUACUUAACAUAGUGAGACCAGACUGCAUGUCAUGGAUCACUUCACUGGAACCAAAGGCCAACCUCAGUAAAGAAUCACAACUUUUAGAUAUGAUUAAAGAAAUAGAUGUGGAUCUUUACCACAUCUCCUUGCUUUUUCCAGCUGUGGUAGCCGCUAGCAUAAAAAAUGCCUACCUACUUUCUAGUUCUGUUCUUCUACAUAUACGUGGAAGAGUGACUGUCAAAAUGUGGACCUACUUUUGGUUCUUUUAUUUGUGAUUCUGGGGAAAUGCAAAAGAGAUUACUUAAGCAUCAUUGAAGAACAAACCUCUGUGGUACAUUUAAAUCACUAUGGAAUAAUCACCUAUGGGGGCAGGGAAAUACCUGAAUCUGUGGCAAGCAAAUAGGCAGGAUUUAAGACAAGGACAGACUGCUGUUUUAUCAUGAAGUCUUGAGAGUUGUUUUCUCAGGCAUAAAGCAGUUUUUGCUUCAAAGGGCUUUGUAAUGUGAAUGUAAAAUCUACAUUGACCCAGAAUACCAGGAAUUUAUUAUCUUCUGCAGCAACAUCAAUAACAUACAAGAGGCUCAAAAGUCAUUUAGGCAUUAUGUGUGACAAUUCCUGGAAUCUUGCUUUUAAUCUUUUGUAACAAAGACUGGCUGCAUCUCUCUCUGUUCAUGUGUGCCCUUCAUCCUCUGCUGAUUUUGUUGGAUAUGUCAUCUGCAGCCAGUAGUUGUAUGCAACAAAGUGUGACUAGCCAUGGUUUGGGACCAUUGGAUUGUAACUAGGAAUUGCUAUACACAACUUAGUUCUCAGAUGAAUAUCUGUGUGCUAUUGCAUGGACAUCUUUCCUAUCCAUUUGUAAAAGAAAAUCCUCCACAGGGCUCUGGUUUCUCCCCAAAGCUGAUUGUUUAUGGGCUGACACAUCAGAAAAUGGUGCUUUCCUCUUUCCUAAGAGAAUAAAUGCCAGACCCUUUAGGGGUGGGGGCUCCCCAAGCUGGUUAUACAAUUACUGUCCAAUAUCAAACUGCUUCUAGAAUCGUUAUACUAGUGACUGUUAACAUGCCAGGAUUCCGUAAUUUCUCAGCUUAUACUCUGAAGCUAGUAGUAACAAACAUCUGUUCUACUUAAGCCAUAUCUUAUCCUUAUGCUCUCUUUUUCAGUGCUGGUGCUUUUGCAUCUUUCUGUCAAACCAUUGAGUCUGCUUUUGCUAGCAUGUCACUUCAACAGUAUACUACUGAAAAUAAGGUCAGACAUGUAACGGGCACAGCAGACUACUAAAAAUACACUUUUAAAAAUAUUUGCAACAAUCAUUUCUGUGGGUGGUGUAGGUGGCAGGGAUUGUAUUAAGAGCUUAAAAAAUUUCAAGGUGCAAACGAAUUCCACAGCCUUAAUCAUUUUCAGUCUUUUGCUGGUCUGCCUUAAGUGUUAUCUCAUUAUUUUAUUAUUGAUUUUGUUUUGUAUGCAUAUGUGUUUUCUAAAACAUGUUGUAAAUAUUUUAUUUAUACUUCCGAUUCUUCAUGUGUAAUGUUGUAAAGUGAUUUCCUGCUGUCACAUGUUCUUACUCUUCUGCAGUAUAUAUAAAUAUAUAUGUUAUCUACAGAUGAUAAAAUCUACAUUUUAGGCUAUUGCCUUCCUUAUAAAUACAAUAUACAAAAGAUUCAA